AUGAUACACAAAAGAACAAGUGGUGGAGGAACUCACAGUGGUGGCGAUAACGAAAUGUUUCUGAAACGUGCGUUAGAAAAAAUUUUAAGUGAAAAGGAUAUAAAACGUGCACAACAUGCACAAUUAAAAAAGGCAUGCGAAACGGCACUGUCUGAAGUUACAAAGGAAAUUCAAAAUAACCGUGUUAGUGAAUCUUCUGUUUUACCAUCUACAGCAGCUCAACGGUCAAUAGUUAAUGCUGAAAAAUAUUUUUUACCGUUUGAACUGGCAUGUGCGUCACAUCAUCCACGGAUGGUAGAAACAUCACUCGAUUGCCUUCAGAAACUUCUUCUACAUGGUCAUCUAAUGGGAAGUAUUCCAGAUCCAAUGGAUGUAUCAAAAUUGCUUAUUGACCGUAUUGUAUCAACAAUAUGUUUAUGUUUUCGUGGCGUGCAGACUGAAGAGCAAGUCGAAUUGCAGAUUAUUAAAGCAUUAUUAACAAUUAUGACAUCUCAAACAAUUGAAAUUCAUCAGAAAAGCGUUUUACAAAUAAUAAAAACAUGUUUUAAUAUCUAUUUGACGAGUAGAAGUAAAAUAAAUGAAGCAACAGCACAAGGAAGUUUAUCUCAAAUGUUAAAUGGAAUAUUUUCAAAAAUGGAGCAAAAAAUGUCUUUGUUAAAUGAAAAAAGACGACAGCUUGAUAAUCGAUCAACAACUCAGCAACAACGGCAACGCCAGCAACCACAGGAUGAUAAUACAAAUAUAUCUGAGUUAUCAUCGUCUUCAACAAUGAAAGCAAAUGAGGAAGAAGCGAUCUCUGAAUCGAAUGUGAUCGAAGAUGACUUAGUUGUUAAAGAAAUUCUUGACGAACUGGUAGAAAAAAUAUGUUACGAUGAAGCUACGCAACAACAAAGAAGCACCGAUUUAUCAACAAAUGAAAUUAUUGAAGAAGCUCAGUCAGUGCACGAAGAAAUUUUGUCGAUAGCACCAAUUUCGUCUGCAAAUUCUCUUUCUCAUCAUUUAGAAUCAAGUGGAGAAAUAGAAACGACCAUGUCCACUUCUCUUUCAGCUGACGAAUUAUCAGUGGAUAAUUAUUUUAAAAAUGCUUUUUAUGUCUUUCGAGCCUUAUGUAAACUAUCUGAUCGAGAUAUUAAAGAUAAAACAAAUACAGAUCCAAGAACAAAUCUCGAUUUAAAAUCUCGUAUAUUUUCAUUACGUUUAAUUAUGCAAAUAUUACAAACAUCUGGACCAACAUUUCGUACGUCCGAAGAUUUUUUAAAUGUAAUUAAAACAUAUUUGUGUGUAUCAUUAUCAAGAAAUGGUGUAUCAGCUAUUCCAGAAUUAUUUGAAAUGGCUUUGUAUAAUUUUGUAGAAUUACUUGAUAAAUUUAAACAACAUUUAAAAGUUCAGAUUGAAACAGCACUUGAUUGUAUAGGUGAACGCUUACAUCCGGUCUUAUGA
Didymodactylos carnosus is the source of this 1440-nucleotide messenger RNA. Lineage: Eukaryota; Metazoa; Rotifera; Eurotatoria; Philodinida; Philodinidae. The record is from the annotation of a GenBank genome assembly.